AUGAGCUAUUUAUUUGCAAUUUUUCUGCAUGAAAAUCGAACUCUGGCAAAUGAUUAUUCUUUACCAAUACAAAACACCAGCAUAAUUAGUGAGCCAUUCAAAUCAGACAUUCCUUAUAUUUUUCAAAAGAAAAUAAAAUGUGAGAUUGAAUCCGAGGCAACACCUCUUGAUAGAGCGAUUGACCGGCAGGAUGGCAAAAGAUGCUAUUCGUGAAAGAAGCAGGCGAUCUCAAUAGGAAGCCUGCCAAAGCAGGGUGCUUUGUUUCUCCCCCAAAAUGUUUUCCUGACCCUGCCAGAUGGGCUAGACAGGUUUUGCCUACCACUUGGUCCCUUCUCUAUCGGGAACAACGGGGCACUCUACUGAUGGUAGCUCUGCCCAGGAGAGUUAAUCCCAUGACAGGUGGUUCAGAUCGGAAAUUCAAGAUGCAGCCUUUCCAUUUUCCUCAUUUGAACUCUGAUGUAUAUGGAGGCUGCUACCUUGGAGCCGAGAUAGGGCAAAUGCUGGUGGGUCGUCUGCUUAUGGCCAGUUUAAACAAUUUAAAACAAAAAUUAUAUUUUGACGUUGACGAAAAUAGGACCCCGAGGCGCACUCUCUAUGGAGCAGGUCGAGCCCAUCCCAAUGAAGUUGAAAGUAAUGUCUCUGUCACUUUUGACAGGCUUGGUGAUGCCUUCCCAAAGAUUGAAGUUUUUUUCUCACCGAAGGUUUUCCUCUCCCUGCCCAGACCGACUAGACAGGCUUUGCAUAUCAAUUAGCCAAAGUCUAUUGGGCAUCCUCAAGAGGCGGCUCUAACCUAUAGAGCUAAUCCUUAGGCUAGAUUGGUUUACUCUAGAAAGUCAGGCUAGUAAUUAAUUCGCUUAUGGCCUUAAACCACUUAGCUUAACUUAUAUCUUUCUUUAUUUAACAGGGGAUCAUAUCCGAGACUGGAAAUAUAUUAAUGGCUUGUAUCGAGUCCUGAAAAAAACUCUUUCUGACAGAAUUUUUUUAGAUCUAUCUUUUGAGUAUUAUUCAAAUCUUAAUGGUACUGAAAUAACUGAUGAUUGUAUUGCCUCAGGACGAUACUGCUUAAAAGAUUCACAAAGCAUCAACUUAGGCAGAGACCUUGUAAUUGAGUCUUUACGGUCUCUUUGUUUUUUGAAAAAAACAAGAAAAAAUUCAGAAUCAUCAAGAAUUUUUAUUGAAUAUUUGGAGUUAAUUUCAAAUUAUUGCAGAUAUAGCUAUGCAAGCCUUUGUAGUAAAAUUUAUUUGUAUGCUGUUGGGCAAUCACCAUCAGAAAUAUUAAAAUGUGUUAAUGAUUCUGUUGAUGGGACUGAUAUAUUGGUUGAUGAUAAUAGAAUUUUGCAGAAGGAAUUUGAGAAAAAUAGAAAUUUUUCAUAUAUAGCUCCGACAAUUAUCAUUAAUGGAGAGGAGUUUGAUAGCCAAAAAGGCUCAUUGCUAGAGCUUUACUGUAACAGUUUAAAAAAUCCUCCAAAAUCCUGCCAAGCCCAUCAGUCAGAUGACGAAAAUAUCGGGCCCUUAACAAUUUUUGUCCUUAUCUCUUGUUCCAUAGUUGGCUUCAGCCUUUCAAAGUUAGUAAUAAUCGGAAUUAUCAAAUAUUGCUGCCUAAACUCCAAAUGCUUCAAAAUGCUGAAACCCCCUAUCCACCAGCGGCUUGAAGAAAAAGCUUUUGCCUCAGAUCUUGAAUUUUUAGGAGAAUCAGUUUGUACUAUAUGUUUAACCGAACUAUCCGAAAAUGAUAAGGUAAAAAUAACGACUUGUCGUCAUAUUUUUCAUUCAAGCUGCCUCAAUGAGUGGCUGAUUUUGAAAUCUUUCCGUCCUAGAUGGCUCCAUGCCAAUUGACAGUGGAUUUUGACAGUGUACAUUUCAUCGGAAUACAUUUGGUCAAAAAUUUUUAAUAGUGUGAUAUUUGGCCGAAAAUAUCUCACUAUCAAAAAUUUUCAACCAAUUUUCGGCCAAAAAUUUUUUCGGUGAAAUGGACACUAUCAAAAAGGCAAUGUCAUUUGACCUGCAUCCGUCCUAGAUGCCCAAACUGCAACCUUAACCCAGUGACUUCGCAUAAUUAA
Blepharisma stoltei is the source of this 2060-nucleotide messenger RNA. Lineage: Eukaryota; Ciliophora; Heterotrichea; Heterotrichida; Blepharismidae. The record is from the annotation of a GenBank genome assembly.